UUCAAUUCGAUUCAAUUUUUUAUAGUAAAGAAAAUAAUGAGUUCUUGUUCUAUUGGGAUUGAACUAAAGUUAGAUUGUCAUAAAAAUACAUUCUGUGGUCAGUCUGAAAUUUUGGAAAUGUUAAAUGAGGAAAAAUACUUGCUGACCUUAAGAACUGGAAUAAAAAACAAUAAUCUGCAUACAAUUAGUACUCAUCAUAGUCUACAAUUUAUUAAAUACUAUCCAACAUUUCAUAAGUCAUGCUGUGACCCUUUCUUAAUUCAUUCAAAGAUUGUUAAAGGAAAUCUGACAACUGUCACUUUGGAGCAUAAUUAACUUAACUCUGCUUUAAUUCCUGGGGAAAAAAUAUGUUUUAGUUGCGUUAGAAAACUCAAGAAUGUUGAAGCAGUUGAGGCGAGAAAAGAUCCAGAUUAUGUAUUACCUGAUAACUCUGUUUUACAAGUUGAUAACCUAAAUCCUUGUCUUAUAAAAUUUGGUUUUUUGCCAAUUAAAAGAUCAUUAAGCAUGAGCAUGUUACAAUAUGACAAAUAAAAAAAAAAGUUAAGGUGUUAAAUGAGUCUUUGAAUUCAUUUGAAGAAGAAGCGUUACAAAUUGCUACGCUUAAAAUCUCCUUUUAGAUUAUCUAGUAGAACAGCUAAAACAAAAGUUUCAUAAUGAGAAUAGUAUUUCAAAGAAAAUAAAAUUACUCACCUUAGUUCCUGUCCAUUGGACCAUUCAGGAAACAAUAAAUGAAUUUAAAACAACACAAUAUAUGGUAAAGUAAGCAAGAGCUUUGCAGGACAAUAAAGGAAUCCUUGGUGAAAGAUCAACUGACAUAAGAAAUCCAAAAAAAUUGACUUCCGAAGUUAUAAAUCAAAUUGUCAACUUUUAUAAAGAUGAUAGUAAUAGCAGAUUAUUGCCAGGUGCAAAGGAUUAUAUUAGCAUAAAAACAGUUGAAGGCAGAAAGCACAUUCAGAAGAGACUCAUAUUAUGUAAUCUUUCAGAACUAUAUCAAAAAUGGAUAGAAGAAUCAAAUUCUAAUGAUAUGUUUAAGGUGGGAUUAACAUCAUUUGCUCUUUUAAGGCCAAAACACUGUGUACUUGCUGGAAAAUCUGGCACCCAUACCGUCUGUGUUUGUAUCCACCAUCAAAAUCCAAAUCUAAUGGUAAAAGCAUUUAAAAAUGAAUUAAAGUUAAAAGAACUGAUGGCUUUAGCUGUAUGCUCAUUAGAAAAUAAAGAAUUAUGUUUCACGAGUGUAAAAACUGUCCCGGAAAAGAAAGAAUUGAAAAAGUUUAAUGAUCUGGUUGGCGAUUCAGCAAAUGAAAUAACUUAUAAACAAUUGUUGAAAACUGAUAGAUACUCCUUAGAAACAAUAGUUAAAAACCUUGAUGAGUUUCUUGAAGAGUUAACAAACAACUUAUAUGAACUCACAAAAUAUUAUUAUGUCAGCAAAUCUCAGACAUACUUUUUAAAACAGUUAAAAGAAAACCUGAAAGCAAAUGAAUGUAUUAUACAAAUGGAUUUUGCUGAAAAUUUGUCAUUUGUCAUACAGGAUGAAAUUCAGGCAUCAUAUUUUUCUAAAAAUCAGGCAACUCUUCAUCCAUUUAUUAUAUAUAUGAGAUCUUUAAAUGGAAACCUGACCCUAGAAAGCAAAUGUUAUUGCAUUAUAUCAGAAAAUCUGAUUCACAAUACUGAGGCAGUCUUCACUUAUGUUUCAAAAUUCGUAUUUAUUCUGAAAGAAGAAUAUCCAAAUAUUCAAAAGAUUCAUUAUUUCACUGAUGGUGCAGGCAGCCAGUAUAAAAAUAGGUUUAAUUUGAAAAACCUUUGCUUUCAUGAAAAAGACUUCAGACUGAAAGCAGAUUGGCAUUUUUUUGGCACUGCACAUGGAAAAAGUGCAUGUGACUGAGUAGGUGGUACACUGAAAAGAGUAAUUAACAAGCUGUCCCUCCAAAGGCCAAUUGGAAAUCAAAUUUUGACACCAAAGGACAUGUUUUUAGUUGCUAAAGAAAGUUUUAAAAACAUCAGAUUUCUCUAUAUUUCUGAAAACGAAACAGCUGUUAACACUCAUGAAGUUCUUGCUAAACGAUUUGAGAAUGUUCCUGCUAUCAAAGGAACCCGCUCAUAUCAUUGUUUUUCACCUUUAUCGUGUUGUUUAAAAGCUUAUGUAACAUCAAUGAGCACAACAUUUGACAUUUUUCACAUGCUGGAAGAUACUUGCAUUAAUACACAAAACUGUUGACAUCAAUAUUGUUGAUUGGGUAUUAGCGCAUUAUUUUGGUGAAUUUUUUCCUGGAAAGGUGAUAGAUGUUAAAGAUGACUACAUAUCUGUCAGCUGUUUACAUAAAGCUGGCAAUUAUUUCAAAUAUCCAAAAACACCAGAUAUCCAUUGGUAUCCAGUUAAUGACAUUAUUGCCACAUUACAUGAGCCUGAGCUCCAAAACACAAGAGGAUUUUACUCCUAUUUAAUAAAAAACAAGAUUAAAUAAAUUAUACUGCAUUAAUUGUUUUGAAUUAGCAACUAAUUAUCAAUUAAAAAGUAAAAACCAAACCUUAUAAUAAAAGUGGUUUCUAACAA
Molecule: messenger RNA, 2554 nt
Organism: Hydra vulgaris (swiftwater hydra)
Lineage: Eukaryota; Metazoa; Cnidaria; Hydrozoa; Anthoathecata; Hydridae
Source: RefSeq, a predicted model, not a curated record